UUAUUGUGCGACGCGGUGCGGUUCAAAACUAUAAAUAUUCUUCUGGCAAAUAUUGCUCCCGUCUUCCUUUAAUUAAUGCUCAAUCAUGCCAAAAAUUGAUCCCGAAACACAAAAACUCUACGACGAAAUCAAUGGCAUGAUACAGAAGUUUAAGGAUGAUCAAAAAUCGAAAGCUGACUGCACGUUGGCUGACAAAUGUGGCGACAUGGGAGAUGUGCCCAAGAUUCGAUUAUCAUCGAAGAAGAUCCUCAAGGGCCACAUCAACAAGGUGAACUCUGUGCACUUUGCAGGGGACUCGCGUCACUGCGUCACGGGAUCCCUUGACGGAAAGCUGAUUAUCUGGGACACCUGGACCGCCAAUAAGGUGCAGAUCAUCCCGCUGAGAUCCGCCUGGGUGAUGACGGUGGCCUUCUCGCCGUCGGGCAACUUCGUGGCCUGCGGAGGAAUGGACAAUCAGUGCACCGUUUAUGACGUGAACAACCGAGACGCCUCCGGAGUGGCCAAGAUGGUCAAGGAGCUGAUGGGCUACGAGGGAUUCCUUAGCUCCUGCCGUUUCCUGGAUGACGGCCAUCUGAUCACCGGCUCGGGUGACAUGAAAAUCUGCCAUUGGGAUCUGGAGAAGGGCGUCAAGACGAUGGAUUUCAAUGGACACGCUGGAGAUAUAGCUGGCUUAUCGCUGUCGCCCGAUAUGAAGACUUAUAUCACUGGCUCCGUGGAUAAAACUGCCAAGUUGUGGGAUGUACGCGAAGAAGGCCACAAGCAGAUGUUUUUCGGCCAUGACAUGGACGUGUCCUCCGUCUGUUACCACCCCAAUGGCCUCGGGUUCGCCUCCUGCUCGGAGGAUCAGACGGCGCGCAUGUACGACCUGCGGGCGGACCAGCAAAUUGCGCUGUAUGAGCCGCCCCAGAAGAACACGGGCUUCACUUCGUGCGCUCUAUCGACCAGCGGGCGCUACCUCAUGUGCGGCGGCAUUGAGGGCAACGUGCACUCGUGGGACACGAUGAAGCAGCGGCACACGGGCACACUGUCUGGUCACGAGAACCGCAUCACUUGCAUCAGCCUGUGCCCCAAUGGCAUGUGCCUAGCCUCCACCAGUUGGGAUCAGCAAGUGCGUCUGUGGCUCUAAUCUGGAGUGACCUGGGUUCAAUUUCAUCGAAAACUAAAGGCAACGUUUAUGCGUGCGAUUUGUUUGCAAAUUCAAAGUGCAUAGUUCUUGUAAUUUCCUGAAAUGGUAAUGAAAAGGUAAUUUACCUUGAUUUCUGAACUAAUAGGAUAAUUGUUAAAGAAAUAAAAGUUACCAAAUUUAGCUUAA
Messenger RNA from Drosophila subpulchrella, 1312 nucleotides. It is a transcript of the gene Gbeta76C, whose product is annotated as guanine nucleotide-binding protein subunit beta-2. The transcript is spliced from 6 exons. Lineage: Eukaryota; Metazoa; Arthropoda; Insecta; Diptera; Drosophilidae. Gene Ontology annotation, molecular function: signaling receptor complex adaptor activity; protein binding. Gene Ontology annotation, biological process: G protein-coupled receptor signaling pathway. Bases 86 to 1126 code for a protein of 346 amino acids. Gene Ontology annotation, cellular component: cytoplasm; heterotrimeric G-protein complex. The record is from RefSeq and is a predicted model, not a curated record.